This is a messenger RNA of Necator americanus (New World hookworm), 2343 nucleotides long. RefSeq lists its product as uncharacterized. Lineage: Eukaryota; Metazoa; Nematoda; Chromadorea; Rhabditida; Ancylostomatidae. The transcript is spliced from 22 exons. The record is from RefSeq and is a predicted model, not a curated record. The coding region runs from base 1 to 2343 and encodes 780 amino acids.
AUGCUCCAAUUACAAAUCGGAAAAUUGCGGCUGCGCGCGCCACACGCGGUGAAAUCCAGAAGCGGUGAAAAUGCAACCACCUAUUUGCGAUCAGAAGGCACACGCCUCAUGGAAUUCGCCACACAUACGAUUAAAGAUGUCACUUUGAAUAUCUGCGCCGACGCUUGUACUACGGAAACAAAUGGACACGUUUGCUCUUCAUUCGAAUACGAUGCCCGAUCACAAGAAUGUUCAAUACAUGCCGAAGAUGGACAACCGUUUGGACCCAGUGUGUUGUCGAAAUCAGAAGGACCAACUGCUUUCUUCCAACAAAUAUGCGUUAAAGCUGACUCUUUGUGUUCGUCGCCGUAUGCUUUCGAGCGGUACCCACAAAGCUUGCUUAUUGGACAUGCUAUGAAGGAUUCUUCCUUGCUAGAAAUGAUGCGCACAUGUGGUAGUACGAAACGCGGAGGUGCGCGAUUUGCUGUGGAUGCCCUGCGAUCGCAUAAGCAAAUACAACUGUCGGUGGCCAAAUUUGUGAAAUCCGUGAUGACAACAUCCGGACUAUCUGAAUGUCUUUCGCGAUGUUUAACUGCCGCUGCGUCGCUGAACACUCAAUGCCGAUCGUUGAUGUAUUUCUACGAGACAGGCGAAUGUAUCAUAAAUCGAGAACGUCGAACUGACAGACCUGAUCUGUUUGUGGAUGGCGUGCAGGAUCAGCUCGUGGAUUACUUCGAAAACAAUUGUUUAGACGUGCACUGCUUCGCCGGUCAACUACACUGGAUUCGAACUGAGGAGUACUCUAUCAGCCAUGAUAAGGAUGUGAUCAUUGAAAGUAUGAGCAUGGAAGAAUGCCGAACCGUUUGUCAUGUCAAUCUCAUAGGAACGGAGCGGUUUCCAUGCAAAGCUUUCGUCUACAAUGCAGCAAAGAGGGAAUGUCAUCUGACGGCUGAGUCUGGAUAUACAGGCCAUCGUGGGAACUCGUUCAAUUUGAAUCCAAUUUCUAGCGGAGAAUACUUCGAAAAGUACUGUUUGCAAGUGUCGUUUGCUUGCAUCGAUGCCAGCUUUGAACUUGUCCCCGACAGAAAAAUGACGUCACUACCUUAUAAGGAAUUCGGCUCGACAAGCGUCCACAACUGUUUGGCUGGAUGUCUCGAAGAUGGUGCACAGUGUGCUACGGCAGUAUACAACUACGAAAAGGACCUCUGCUCACUGUCGGAGACGUCACAGUUCUCCCAUCCAGAGCUGUUCGUUCUCGCUGAAAAUAUGGACUACUUUGACAAAAUCUGCGAUCCUGCAGCGUUCACGAGACAGAAAUCCGAGAUGGCGACGGGACGUGGAGCAAAUGCGGUGGAAGGUGUUACCAUUAUUCCUCAGACGAAUGCCAUAGAUCUAGAAGAGGAUGAUCGUGUGACAUUGUUGAGUCGAGAGGAUGAAGAAGAAGUUUCAAAAGCGGUUGAUUUUAUUCUGAGUUCUACGCCAUCGAUCGACGCGUUGAAUGUUGUGGAUCAGCGGGAAACGGAAGCGGUCGGAACCGUCAUCGACGACACUGCCGACUUUGAGAGCGCACAGCGCACUAACGCCGUCAAAGCUCGUCUUGAAACAGAAUGUCGCAUGUCUGGAAUUACAGUAAACGUGGAAUUCGCUACUCCUACUUCCGGAUCCAUCUACAUCAAGGACCAUUUUGGGACGUGUCGUACUGAGUUCACAAAUUCGACGCAUUCCACUUUGCACAUACCGUAUCCAGAAAACGAAGACUCGAAUCCUAGAUGUCCUGGAGUGCAGAUUACUCCAUCAAUGUGGUCAUUCUCUGUUGUUGUGCAGAAGAAUGACAUGAAUUCUCCUUCAUUGGUCACAUCAACGGACAGAUUAUUCAACGUCUCCUGCGAUUACGCGGAACUUCUCGAGAAAGAGAAAAGCGGAACUCCGUCGGGGGAGGUCGAAGAAGACAACGACGAGGUGAAGUCGACUCGGAUCGAAAUGCGGAUACUCAGACAAGGUCGAGUUGUAACUACAGUACCACUGGGAGAUGAAGUCGAGUUGAGAUGGACAAUUAUUGACACAACAAGCGGUCUUGGAUAUUUCGUGGACGAUUGCGUAGCUGAGAGGGUCGGUGGUGUUCCACCGCAUCCAGAACCAUUGAAGAUUAUACAACACGGCUGCCCGGACGAAAAAGUGCUCAAUCGUCUCAUCAACUCACCGAUUGUUCGAGAAGUCGACGGAUUUUCCACAAAAAUGAAGGUAUUUCGGUUCGAUGGAUCACGUAGAGUUCGAAUUCGCUGUACCAUCGAUGUUUGUGUGGAUCAUUGUCCUACGAAUUCGGUGUCUAAGAACGAUACCCGUUCAAAACUUAGUUGUGCUUGA